Messenger RNA from Photinus pyralis (common eastern firefly), 696 nucleotides. Its product is annotated as rRNA-processing protein FCF1 homolog. Bases 47 to 658 code for a protein of 203 amino acids. The transcript is spliced from 2 exons. The record is from RefSeq and is a predicted model, not a curated record. Gene Ontology annotation, cellular component: nucleolus; small-subunit processome. NCBI's taxonomy places the organism in Eukaryota, Metazoa, Arthropoda, Insecta, Coleoptera, Lampyridae.
AGGCGAAAUUCAUACUAACCUCAAAGUGAACCAUAACAUUUGAGCGAUGGGUAAAGCGAGAAAAACUCGGAAAAUUGCGGAAAAACGAUUCGCUAAAAUGAAAGCAAUGAUAAGUCCUAGCGAUCCACGAAUUAAAGCAUCCCAAAGAGCACCCCCUCGACAUAAGAAAAAGGAGGACCCGCACGCUUUAAAAGUGAACGAAGCUCCGCAAGCAAGUUCUGCCCUCUUCUUUCAAUAUAACACCCAACUGGGACCACCUUAUCAUAUAUUGAUAGAUACGAACUUUAUUAACUUCUCCAUUAAAAACAAACUGGAUAUAAUUCAAAGUAUGAUGGACUGCUUGUAUGCAAAAUGUGUACCUUAUAUAACCGAUUGUGUGUUGGGGGAAUUAGAAAAACUAGGGCAGAAGUACAAGGUGGCCUUACGUAUAAUCAAAGAUCCUCGUUUUGAACGAAUACAUUGUAUGCACAAAGGAACAUACGCCGACGAUUGUUUAGUGCAGCGUGUAACACAACACAAGUGCUAUAUAGUUGCUACAAAUGACAAAGAUUUGAAAAGACGUAUACGAAAAAUUCCAGGUGUCCCAAUUAUGUACGUUGCUCAACACAGGUACACAAUUGAAAGAAUGCCAGAUGCAUAUGGGGCACCGAGGGAGUAAUUUUGUAAUAUUCAAUAAAUAAAGUUUUUAUAAAAGCG